UGCAACAUGUACACUCGUAAGCUUAUCCUGUUUGUGGCUGCCUCUCUUUUCAGUCCAGUUCUCACAGAUGAAGACUUUUACCAAGUGAGAGCAUGCUGUACAUUCAAAGGGCCACACUUUGAAAAAACCGAGUACAUAUUAACUAGUAUUUUUAAUAAGAACUUGAUGAUGGAGUACAACAGCACAAGAGGCAACUGGACGGGAUUCACAGCGUAUUCAAUUGAAACAGCAAAAUGGUGGAACAGUGAUCCCUUUGAUGCACUAACAAGAAAGAUUGAAAGGAAACUGUUGUGUACGGACACAUCAGACCUCAUCCAAUCCAUAUAUAAUUUGACAACUAUACCCACUGUCAGACUAAAAUCAGUGAAAAGGCCUAAUGGCGAGCACGCAUCUACGCUUGUGUGCAGUGCCUACAACUUUUAUCCAAAACAAAUCAGAAUGAUGUGGAUGAGGAACGGCCAGGAGGUGACCACAGAUGUCAGUUACUCUGACGUGAUGCCUGAUGGUGACUGGUACUACCAGACUCAUUCCUACCUGGAGUACAUCCCAACUUCAGCAGAAAAAAUUGCCUGUAUGGUCGAACACCUUGGUCUCUCCGAGCCGAUGUUUGUGGUCUGGGACCCCUCCCUCCCAGUGGAACAACGAACUCAGAUAGCUGUUGGACUGUGCGGACUCGUGACUGGAUUUGUUAUUGCAAUAUCUGGAAUCAUCUACUAUAAUAAGAAGUCUGCUGCAUACAUCACUGUGUGUCAAAGACAAGUGUUCAUUCCUGUGGAAUCCCUUCCUGAAGCUGGAGCAACUUAACAGCCUGAGCAAACAGGCUCAAAAAUACAGGCACGCUCCAUCCAAGGUGCCCCAAAUAUCACAGCUCUUUGAAUAACGAUGUCUGUUGUGAGUGACUGGAGUGACCGGGGCUUUGCAUUUUUUACCUACGGGACAGAGGAUACAUUUGUAAUGUAGUUAAUACUCUUAUACAGUAUAGUAAUAUAAUUUUAUAGAAAAAUGAUUACACUGUAUCUACUGCCAUUAACCCUCAUUAAGCAGUAAACCCUGUGAGUUAACCAGUGGUGAAAGUGGAAAAGUAGAAAAACCCUGGAAUAAUAGGAUGGUUCAAAAGCUACCCACAGUAUGCACACCCACAUGGUACCUUCCUAGCAAUUAAGUAAGAGAAUGAUUAUCUCCAACUAUAUAGAACCAACUAACAUUU
Messenger RNA from Maylandia zebra (zebra mbuna), 1207 nucleotides. Its product is annotated as class II histocompatibility antigen, B-L beta chain. Lineage: Eukaryota; Metazoa; Chordata; Actinopteri; Cichliformes; Cichlidae. Gene Ontology annotation, cellular component: membrane; MHC class II protein complex. The record is from RefSeq and is a predicted model, not a curated record. Gene Ontology annotation, biological process: antigen processing and presentation; immune response.